UAAAGGCCUAAACCUUUCCAAAUGUUGUAUAUAUGACCAAAUACAAUACCACUCCACUCAAAGCCCUCUAGUGUGUGUUCAAACUUCAAACAUAUCAAAGUUUUUCAAACCAAUUCAAUUCAAUUCAGCAUGGAUUCUUCAUUCCAUCAAAACCCAUAUCCUGAAUUUUCCUCUUCUUCUUCAUUCAACUCAUCAGAAUCUUUGUCAUGGAAUAAUUACAUGCACAAUUUUGAAAAUCAGUACCUUCCUUUCAAUGAAAAUGACACCCAAGAAAUGCUUCUUUAUGGUGUCUUAGCUGAAGCCACUAAAGACUCAUCCGAAACCGCAUCUUCAGUUCAUGUCAAAGAUCAUGAGGAGGUGAAUUCAAGAGCCAAUGAAGGGGGGGAGCCCAUGGAGGAAGAGAUUUCCUAUAGAGGGGUUCGAAGGCGGCCUUGGGGAAAAUAUGCGGCGGAGAUAAGGGAUUCUACAAGGAAUGGUGUUAGAGUUUGGAUAGGAACUUUUGACACUGCUGAGGCUGCAGCUUUGGCUUAUGAUCAAGCUGCAUUUGCAAUGAGGGGAUCAAUGGCUGUUCUCAAUUUCCCUGAAGAGAUCGUCAAAGAGUCACUCAAAAAGAUGAAUUAUGGCCAUGAGGAGGGUUGCUCACCAGUUUUGGAAUUAAAAAAGAGGCACUCUUUGAAGAAGAAAUCAAAGAGCAAGAAGAAGAAAGAAGAAGAGAUCAACUCAGGGUUGGAAAAUAUGGUGGUGUUUGAGGAUUUAGGGGCAGACUAUUUGGAAGAGCUUUUGAGUAUUUCUGAAAGUGCUAGCCUUGGUGAAUGAAUCAUGGUCAUCAUGACUUAUGGCCAGCACCAAAAUUAGUAUCUCUGUUAAUUUUUCAGAUAGAAAUUGACCACUUUCUUGGAUAUCUUUAAUUGUUUGAAUCUUUCUGUAAAAUUUUUCUGGUAAUGGAGGAUUCAACUUUCAAUUUA
This is a messenger RNA of Quercus lobata, 965 nucleotides long. Its product is annotated as ethylene-response factor C3-like. The record is from RefSeq and is a predicted model, not a curated record. The transcript has a single exon. The coding region runs from base 130 to 816 and encodes 228 amino acids. Gene Ontology annotation, biological process: regulation of DNA-templated transcription; ethylene-activated signaling pathway. Gene Ontology annotation, molecular function: DNA-binding transcription factor activity; DNA binding. Lineage: Eukaryota; Viridiplantae; Streptophyta; Magnoliopsida; Fagales; Fagaceae.